AUGGCGUUUUCUAGCGGUCGUUCUUCCUCAACCGAUUCCUCUUCCUCCUCAUUGCUGUACCGUCAUGGGGAGGAAGGGGAGACAGAGGCCCUCGCCCCACAUUUUGAGCUCACAACGAUUAUGCACGAGCUGGAAGAGCCCAUUCUUUCCAUGGACUCCCAGUGUGACGUCAUGGCAUUGCUGGGAGAGAAGGGUCGACUGGUGGUGCGAGACACGGUGCAGGACAUUACACCUCUUACUGCGGCCAUUCGCAAUCCGUACCGGGUGUUUCUUGACCCCACGGGCUCACACACACUCGUCGCUGCUACGGAUGGAGAGAUGUAUUACUUUUCCUCGCGACAGCGCAAAGUGUCGGGCCAUUUUUUAUUGCAGCAUCGCGCUGGAGCACGGGAUGGAGCAAUGACGGUAACCUCGGCGCCACUUCUGACGACGAGCAACAACGUUGCCGAAUGUGUCUGCUGGCUGCCUGUUAAAAAAACGAAGGAACCAAAUCUUACGACAACGAAAGUGCAUUGUCUUGUAGGCACAAAACUUGGAGGUUUUGUUUUUGAGGUGAAAAUAGAUGUAGGUGGAGAUGGUGCUGUUAAGGCUUCAUGUCGGCAAUGUUUGCAACUACCCGCGGGUGAAUUUCAGAGCUCAUUGGCCUCCAUUCAAGUUGAGC
Molecule: messenger RNA, 661 nt
Organism: Trypanosoma cruzi
Lineage: Eukaryota; Euglenozoa; Kinetoplastea; Trypanosomatida; Trypanosomatidae
Exons: 1
Source: RefSeq, a predicted model, not a curated record